Molecule: messenger RNA, 1374 nt
Organism: Uranotaenia lowii
Lineage: Eukaryota; Metazoa; Arthropoda; Insecta; Diptera; Culicidae
Exons: 2
Coding region: 103-1374 (423 amino acids)
Source: RefSeq, a predicted model, not a curated record
UUCACCUGAUAUCGGCCUAUAACACCGAAUUGUUGGGAGGUCAGCCACGCGAAUUGUUUCGAUUUAUCGUUUUUUACAAACCAGUUAGAGAUCAACGGAACUAUGGCUUUCACAGAUAUCGUAAUCGUCGGCGCAGCUGCCAUCGAGAAGUUGCUUAAAGACUUCAACGUGGUUGAUAUUGAUUCUGUAGACCGUUCGCUCAAAUACACAGGGGUGACAAUCAAGCUAGCCAACGGUGGAAGGAAGGUGGCAACGAUCCUAGCGAGAGACCCAGAAUGGGGUUCGCCUUCCAAAGGGCCUUUUAAGUACUAUGGGGAUAGGAUCUGGCUUAACGAGAUUAAUGCUGUAUUGACAGGGCAGAGAGCACCUGUACGGGCAGUCCCAAAGUGGUGCAAGAGCACCAUAGGCUGUGUGGAUCAUCCUAGCUAUAUCGAAUCUUUGGCAAUGGCUUGUUGCUUCAACACUGUUAAGCAAACACCGGGACGUAAAUCGCUGAUAGAUAACGGCAUACUUGACAUCAACCAGCUGCUUGCAUACAUCAUCUGGAUCCCAGGACUAGAGUCAGUUCACCGACAAUAUUACUGCAAUCCAGAUGAGGGUAUAGAAACGAAGACUCGUGCCGAAACUGACGAGGAUAAGGCUUAUUGCAGUUCGCGGAUGUUGCUGUGCACCAAGAACAUUGCAGGUGAUUCACAUGACAUACUCGACUCACUGUUGACCAAAAGAUUCCAAGCCAUCUCUUCUGUGAUGAACGCUCCUGCCACACAGAUUAAAGAUUUCAAGGAUGUCUUUGCUUAUGAAGAUCUACUCCAGCUCCAGAGGAUUACCUCUCACUACCCUAACUUCCGCUCAUGCAUGUUCCGGACUCUCCUUAUUUCUCGUCAUCCCAUAGCGCAACACAUGUCGGAAAUAUUCGAAACAUCCUCGAUGACCCAAUUUAAAAUUAUAUACGAAUUUGUCACUGCCCCUAAUCUCACGCUCCUUCACAUAGACCUGCAAGUAGUGGGAGCAUUGUGCAAAUGGUGGGAGGUUGCAAAGGAGCUGAUAGACACAUAUGACGACAUGUGGACUUGCUACGAGCUGAUCUGUCCUGCUAGCACUAAAACUGCAAUUGGACCUUUUAGAACGGCUGCUAUUGCUGCAAUGUCCUGGAAGAGGGCAACCAACAAUGCAGAAUCGCUAGGCCAGAUUAAAGGUGUAAAAACAGAGGAAAGAUAUAUUAGAUUGGCUCAGAAAGUACUCCCACCUCGAUGCUACGAGGGGAUUGACUUUACAGGAGGAUGGUUGGAUAAAGCAAAGGAAACCAGUGUACCUAUGAUCAGCUGGGAGAAGCUAAAUGAAUUGAUCGAUUCGGGAGAUAUCACUCUUGAGUAA